Molecule: messenger RNA, 2792 nt
Organism: Vespula vulgaris
Lineage: Eukaryota; Metazoa; Arthropoda; Insecta; Hymenoptera; Vespidae
Gene: Larp4B
Product: la-related protein Larp4B
Exons: 11
Coding region: 195-2444 (749 amino acids)
Biological process (GO): positive regulation of translation
Cellular component (GO): cytoplasmic stress granule; cytosol
Molecular function (GO): mRNA 3'-UTR binding
Source: RefSeq, a predicted model, not a curated record
CCAUAAUGCACUGAGCCACGGCAUGUGCCUUUCUGUGUCAGCCAUUUUGUAGUUUCCUUGAGAAAUUGUGUGUUGAGUUGAUUCUUCCUCUCGUUUCCUUUAUCGAGUAAAAUUUUUACUGCAGACAUAUUAAGUAACCAUUCGACCGCAUUAAAUAGAUAAAAAAAAAAGUAUAUAUAUAAUGGUACGUGUACAUGAAUGGGGACAUUGGGAAGCUCCCACCAGGGGCGGUUUAUCCGACCACCCCUGAAACUUUGGGUCCAGUUACGGUUGCGAUUGAAAGUAAUGCAUCUAAUAUAGAAUACAGCAUCAUGAAUGGAGCACAAAGUGGAAAUGAAUUAACCCUUGAUGCAGGUGUUAAUCUAUUGGAGUCUUCGUCGCAACAUGCCGUAGGUAUUGCAGGUGCAGUAGGAUAUAAUCGUGUAGAUGUUGCUACAUUAGGUGAUGUGUCAACUCCUCCAACCACGAUGGCAGAUCUGUCUGCUUCUGGCAUACCUCUGGAUCAACUCAAACAGAUGCUCUCUUCACAGCUUGAAUAUUAUUUUUCCAGAGAGAAUUUAGCCAAUGAUACAUAUUUAUUAUCGCAAAUGGAUAAUGAUCAAUAUGUACCCAUAUGGACAGUAGCUAAUUUCAAUCAAGUGAAGAAGUUAACAAAAGAUAUAAAGCUUAUAACAGAAGUGUUAAGAGAGUCUCCAAAUGUCCAAGUGGAUGAAGAAGGUCAAAAAGUAAGACCUAAUCAUAAACGGUGUAUUGUCAUUCUGCGUGAAAUACCUGAUAGUACACCAUUGGAAGAAGUUAAGAAUUUAUUCUCUGGUGAAGGAUGUCCAAGGUUUAUUUCUUGUGAGUUUGCUCAUAAUAGCUCUUGGUAUGUAACAUUUGAAUCUGAUGAGGAUGCUCAAAAGGCCUAUAGGUUUUUACGUGAAGAAGUUCGAGAAUUUCAGGGAAAGCCAAUAAUGGCUCGAAUCAAAGCUAAACCAAUGAAUAGGUUACCAAUACCUGUUGUUGCUGGAGUAGGUGGCAUCAAAAAUGGGUAUAGAACUCCACCACCACCGCCCGUUUAUGAUCCGAGUAAUUAUACGGCUGGACAACAACGCUUCCUAUAUACAAACGGUACCACUAUGCCACAAACUACUAUGCCACCUUAUGCUAAUCAGGUUCAUGUUUAUCAUCAACCUUUUUAUCCUGCUGGAAUGAUGCCUUGGGGGCCAGCAAGUCCUGCUUAUUUCGAUAUGUCCAGUGUUUUCACAAUGAAUCGAAUUACCCCUCAUAGUACAUUUAAACCUCAUAAUACAAGAUACAAUCCAAGACACAGAAAUAAACAAAGAAAUGGUUCUGAAAGAGGUUGUCCAAUGGAUAGUGGAGGUGGGAUGGUACCUAUAGGUCGUACAUCACAUCCUCCAAUAAGUGGGGGACCAGUAUCUUUGGCAACGCCAUCUCCUACUUUUACAUCCAAUUUACCUACAAUAAAACCUACUUCUGUUUCCUGUCAGAGCGGCACAAAGUUCCAUUCCUCUCAUGCAGGUCUGUCUACUGCGGAAAUGCAAUAUAACAGUAACCACUCAACAAAAGGGCCACAAGAAAACGAUGUACAGACGUUGGAAUCUGGAGGACAAUAUCCACGUCAUCGUAUACAUCGCCGGACCAAAGAUCAAGAUACUAUUUCCAAGGCUAACAAUAAUGCUCUACCAUCGAUCAGGGAGUCCACUGUUAGCAGUAAUAACAACACACAAUACAAUCGAGGGGUACAAUUUGACUUGGAAGCUUCUGCUUUUCCCCCUCUUCCUGGCCUAGACGCCGACCUUACGAAAACCCAUAAUACAUCUAUAGAAACUGUUAAUAACGACAGUUCACAGUCACAAAAUAGACUGUCAGAUGUGGUAAAGGGAACAGCAAAACUAAAAAAUAUAAAGGAGAAAGAUUCCGCGACUAAUUAUCAACAGUUGGCAAAUAGCAGUAGGUCGGCAAGUCCUGGAUCGAGCGCUGGUGGACAUACUGGUUUAUUAGAGGCUACCACUGGUUCUGGAGGUGCAAAUACACCUGCUGUACCCACAGUCUCAAUCUCCAAUCCUUCUGCUAGCAACACUGACUCCACAGACAUCGCCCUCAGCACCAUCACCCUCACUCCUCCGUCGUCUCCCGAUAAGUAUAGUUCUUUCUUACUGAAAUGCACCGCUGACAGAUCUAUAAAGACUGAUGACUUGAACAUGAUGAAUGGUGUGGAUGAGGCCAUAACUACAAAUACAAAUGCAGCAGAAGAGUCUGAUCCAGUGACCAGGUGCGCUUGUAACAUCCCUACUGCCUCACAGAAUUCCCAGUUACAUACUGGAGUUACAUCUGCCUUUCCUUUAGAUGUUACAAAGCCAAGCUAUGCUCAAGUAGCACAACAUUGUCGUGACUUACCUUGUACAAAACAUAAAACAGAUGAAAAAGAUGGAAACAUCUAAACUAUUAAAUACUGCUACAAUGAAUUUCAAUAUUUAGCUAUAUUACCAUUAAUUUGGGUUGAAUGGAUUGAAUGCGCUACUGCUUUCAUCCUAAAGUGGAUGUGGUGGAAACGAAGAAAACUUUUUACAUUGUACAGUGACUUUGCCUACAAUGAAUGUGUAUUGAUUAACUAUGGAUCAUAAACAAAUUAUUUCGAGAGACAGCGAUUGCCCUACAUUUAAGAGUUACGUUUACUGGCAGAACAACAUGUUGCAUAGAAGAAUAUUGUUAUUGUUUUGGUUCUGUAAUUUUGGAGGUACAUAUUUGUUAGCUUGUAAAAAUAUUAAGCUAAUGUAUUAAUCUUUUAA